CCCAGAUCAGCUCCCCGGCCGCCGUCCCACGACCCAAGGGGGAAAAAAGGGCCACCCAUCAGUGCCUUCUCCUCUCCUCUCCCCUUCCAUUUUCUCUCUCUCCGAUCCGGAUCUCCCUACCCACUCCGGCGAGCCCUCGCCGCGUCGCCUCCACGCGACCAGGCUCCCCCGUAUAUCGGCGCUUCCCUUAGCCGCCGGCGCCCGCCUAUCCCACAGGUUAUAUCCGGUUGCCUCCUCCUCCUCCUCGUGCACCUCUGACCGGAGGCCCGCCAAACCCUAGGCGAGCCGCCCAUGGACAUAGAGACCGACGGUCGCUUCGGCAACAAGCGCGUGCACAACCGCCUCGGCCCGGCCAACGGCGCCGCCUCCUCGUCGACAUCCGGGAAGGUCUGCAUCCACUGGCGUGCAGGGCGUUGCAAUCGCUUCCCCUGCCCCUACCUCCACAGCGAGCUCCCCGAGGCGACCACCAAGCGCACGAACCACGGCGCCGGCGCCGGCGGGAACGUCUGGAGGAACCCCAGCUCAGGAGGUGGAGGGGGCCGCGGCGGCGGUGGCCUGAACAAAUGGGGGAGGGGCCCAGGAGGUGGAGACGGCGGCCCGAGGCACAAGGUGCCCGACCGCCCCUGCAGGUAUUUCCUCGCCGGCGACUGCAGCUACGGAGAGAAGUGCCGGUUCCCUCACACCUACUGCAUGAGCGAUAGCAUCACUCUGCUCACUCCGCUCCAGGGCCAUGAGAAGGUUGUGACGGGGAUUGCACUGCCGGCUGGGUCAGACAAGCUGUAUUCUGGGAGUAAGGACGGAACUGUGCGCAUGUGGGAUUGCCAAACUGGGCAGUGUGCUGGUGUCAUCAAUAUGGGACGUGAGAUCGGGUGCAUGAUCAGUGAGGGGCCAUGGUUAUUUGUUGGAAUUCCUGAUGCUGUGAAGGUUUGGAAUAUGCAAACACAAGCGGAAAUGAACCUUACUGGGCCAACGGGGCAAGUCUAUGCACUCGCUGUUGGCAAUGAGCUACUCUUUGCUGGAACACAAGAUGGACGGAUUUUGGCCUGGAGAUUUAGCGCGGCAACAAACGGUUUUGAGCCAGCUGCUUCUCUUGUUGGGCACCAGCUUGCUGUUGUGUCAUUAGUAGUAGGAGCCAUGAGGCUUUACUCUGGUUCAAUGGAUAAAACCAUUAGAGUGUGGGAUUUGGCAACUCUGCAGUGCAUACAGACUCUUUCCGAGCAUACAGGGGUUGUUAUGUCUGUACUCUGCUGGGAGCAAUUCCUAUUAUCUUGUUCCUUGGACCAAACAAUAAAAGUCUGGGCAGCUACAGAAAGCGGAAGCUUGGAAGUAACAUAUACACACAAAGAAGAGCAUGGAGCACUUGCCCUCAGUGGCAUGCCUGAUGCACAAUCAAAACCUGUGCUACUAUGUUCAUUAAAUGACAACACUGUCCGACUAUUUGACCUGCCAUCGUUCAGUGAUAGGGGCAGAAUAUACUCCAAACAGGAAAUAAGGGCAAUACAAGUUGGUCCUGGUGGUUUAUUUUUUACUGGGGAUGGAACUGGUGAACUGAAGGUGUGGCAAUGGGUUAUUGAGGGAGCCCAAACCAAAUGAAUAUAGUGUACUCUAGAUUAGUUUCCCCCCAUUAUUUGGUGAGGGAUUUAAGAAAAAAAAACACAUCCAUAACGAUUUGAGGUGUGGUUGGUGGCCAGUUCUGUUCUUGUAUGUCCUACAUUUAUUCUCCGAGGGUAAUGAGUUUCAAUUGGAUCGCCUUGCA
Oryza brachyantha (malo sina) is the source of this 1756-nucleotide messenger RNA. Its product is annotated as zinc finger CCCH domain-containing protein 17. Lineage: Eukaryota; Viridiplantae; Streptophyta; Magnoliopsida; Poales; Poaceae. Bases 292 to 1593 code for a protein of 433 amino acids. The record is from RefSeq and is a predicted model, not a curated record. The transcript is spliced from 9 exons. Gene Ontology annotation, molecular function: protein binding; metal ion binding.